Messenger RNA from Solanum verrucosum, 746 nucleotides. Its product is annotated as AT-hook motif nuclear-localized protein 22-like. Gene Ontology annotation, cellular component: nucleus. Bases 72 to 737 code for a protein of 221 amino acids. Gene Ontology annotation, molecular function: minor groove of adenine-thymine-rich DNA binding; DNA-binding transcription factor activity. The record is from RefSeq and is a predicted model, not a curated record. Gene Ontology annotation, biological process: vegetative to reproductive phase transition of meristem. NCBI's taxonomy places the organism in Eukaryota, Viridiplantae, Streptophyta, Magnoliopsida, Solanales, Solanaceae. The transcript has a single exon.
UACUUCAAUUUUCUUAGCUUCUUCAUUCCAUUUUUUGAAGAAAUUAAGUAUAGAAUUGAAGUAAAAAAGCUAUGGAUGAUGAAGGAGAGAUGUCAAGAAGGCCAAGAGGACGACCCGCUGGAUCAAAAAACAAGCCAAAACCACCCAUUAUCAUCAAUCGAGACAGCGCCAACGCCCUCCGAACACAUAUCAUCGAAAUCGCGGAUGGUUGUGAUGUAAUGGAAAGCGUAUCCAAUUUUUCGAGAAGAAGACAAAGAGGAGUUUGCAUUAUGAGUGGAACGGGAAAUGUUACUAAUGUGAAUUUAAAACAACCAGCUUCAUCCGGUGAGAUUGUAACUCUACAUGGUCGAUUUGAGAUCUUAUCUUUAUCUGGAUCGUUCCUCCCACCACCUGCUCCCCCAGCUGCUUCAGGGUUGACUAUUUAUUUAGCUGGGGGACAAGGACAAGUGGUGGGAGGAAGCGUGGUUGGCGCGCUUAUGGCGUCAGGACCGGUUGUUAUUAUGGGUGCUUCGUUUAGUAAUGCGGCUUAUGAAAGGCUACCGUUGGAAGAGGAUGAUCCGAAUAAUCAUCCUCUUCCAAUGCCAGGAGGUCCUCUGGGAUCUCCUGGCGGACAACAACAACAAUUACUAGGCGGUGACCCAUCGAUGUUUCAUGGGACACCGCCACCAAACCUUCUCAACUCAUCAAUGCAAUUACCUCAUGAAGGAUAUUGGUCAACGGGACGACCUCCUUUCUAACUUGAAGAA